AUGUAUCUAGAAAAGCAUAAAAUCACUUCACUUUUUGAGGAGCUGAUGAACAAAAUAAUUCGAGAUUCACCUGAUAAUCCCAUCAUUUACCUUAUCAAACAGCUUUACAGGAAAGCUGGUCUCAGUAUUCCAUUGGAAUUGAAAAGUAAUAUGAGCCUAAGUAAAACGACUCCUGAUUUAACUAUCCAUGGUCAAAGCACAGAAAUUGUUAGUAAGUCAACUUUAUUAACUUCCUGGGCAAAAAAAUCAGAUGAAUUCCGUGCAGUCAGUGCUCCUGUCAGUAAGGACAAAUCCUACGUGAAACCAUGGCAACAAAAGGAAAGGCCCAAAGCUUCACUGCAUCCGAAGAAGCCUAUGGAAGCCGAUUCUAUGGACUUUACUGAAGCAGUAAAACCAAAGACGCCCCAGGUUUCCCCCACUCCCCGUUUUAUGAAAAAGACUUCAGCAAGAACUUCAGCCCUCAUCUAUCCACGUCAUGCUUCAUUGGAUGAUUUCUUGCAAACGAAUAAAACAACUGCAGAUCACAAAGAAAGGCCAGGUUGGAAUGGAGACACAAAGAUAAAAUCUGCUUCAUUUGAUGAUUAUGCAGCUGAUAGGAAGGCAAAUGGAUCAAAAUCUUCUCAGAUACAAGAUUCAAGAAAAUCUUGGGCAAUGAUAGGCCUAAAUGAUACAGCUGUUGAUUCAUUUCAAGAUGGCUGCUACACUGGUCCAAAGGUGACUCACAGAAUAAAGAUUAAAGACGAUGAUAUUCUGUCAGAAGAAACAGUCAUGUCCAGUCGACACAAAUAUUACAAAGAAGAACCAGCAAUAAAACCUCCAAUGUAUACUGGGCGUAUCAGCAACAAACAGGCCAUUGCAGAGAAUCAUAAAAAAAAUCUUGAGAAAAUUUUGAAAGAAAAUGGAAACCAUGCUACAAUGUCAUCCAAGACAGCAAUAGAAAGUGGUUAUGAAGAUGCAGAUAGUGCAGUUGAACUGCUUGAAAAUCCUGCUGACUUGAUAUCAGAAGGUGUUAAUAAGCUGCCUUCAGUUGGUUAUAAGCUAAGUAAGACAUUGCGUCAUAGAGAAGAAGAUGCUCAAGUAAAGCUCAAUAUCAAUUUGUACUCGGGAGCUGCUCCAAGUGAGAUUGGAUCUGCAAUAUCUCAAUUUGAUGAUUUUUCUGAGUAUGACCAAGAAAGUGUUGGAAGACGGACAACAGCUGCAAAUCAACUUGUAAGAUUUGAUGAUAGUGAUGAUGACUUUGAUAGUGCUUCUCAGGUGGCAUCAAGCACACAAAAAAUGCCAAAUUGGAAGUCUAAACAUUUUGAUGGUGAAACAUAUUCUCUUGGGAGGACUCCUAGUCCACAACCCCCACUACAAGAGAACCAUACAUUUCUCAGCAAAUCUGUUACCAUUCAAGAACCCAUUCGAGCUAAUUCACCAAUCACAGGCCGCCUAAGAUCAUCAGCCCCUCCACUAUCUAACCAGAUUCCAGCCUUGAGAACAUCCACAAACAGCGAUAAUUUCUCCAUCAAUAGCAGCUUGCCACUCCAAGAACAGGAUGUUACUAAUAGUCAAAACUUGGUUGACUUAAAAACGGAAAGUUAUGGUUGGGAAUUUUCAGAUGAUUCUGAUGGAAGCAUUGUAUCGGCACGUUCCACGCAUCAGAGAGCAAAGAAGUUACCAAGAGACAGAAACCAAUAA
Messenger RNA from Acanthosepion pharaonis, 1680 nucleotides. Lineage: Eukaryota; Metazoa; Mollusca; Cephalopoda; Sepiida; Sepiidae. The record is from the annotation of a GenBank genome assembly.